AUGGAGUUCAAGCCGGGUUUUCUCACUUCUCACACCUGGAAUAUCAUUAGAACAUCAAAGCCGAAGGUAGAGUGGAGCAAAGGGAUUUGGAUUUCUGAGGCCACUCCCAAAUUUGCUUUCAUAACAUGGGUGGCAAUGCAUAAUAGGCUUGCAACAGGAGACAGAGUGUUACGUUGGAAUCCUCAAGCCAUAACUACUUGCUGGCUUUGUAGGAUAGAACCUGAAACUAGAGAUCAUUUGCUAUUUGAAUGUCCUUUUUCAGAGGAAGUGUGGAAAGGAGUCAUUGGAAAUUUGGUGAGUAGUGGUACUGGCUAUAGCUGGGCUCAGGUGACUCAAACUGUGGUAAAUGGAUUGAGGGAGAGAAUUGCAACCUUUCUCUUGCGAUACAGUUUUCAAGCAGCAGUCUAUGCUCUUUGGAAUGAGAGGAAUGCUAGAAGAGUGGGGGAUUUUUCUCAACCAGCUACAUGUCUGAUUACAAGGAUAGAUAAGUUGGUGAGGAACAGAAUAACUUCACUUAGACAGAGGAAUAGAAGGAAGUACGAGAAGGCAAUGGAAAAGUGGAUGGAGAGAACUUGA
Molecule: messenger RNA, 576 nt
Organism: Brassica napus (rape)
Lineage: Eukaryota; Viridiplantae; Streptophyta; Magnoliopsida; Brassicales; Brassicaceae
Exons: 1
Coding region: 1-576 (191 amino acids)
Source: RefSeq, a predicted model, not a curated record